CAUAGAUCCACAGAGAGCGAGAGAGAGAAAGAAAGGGGGUGGGGGGAGAAUGGGGAGGAAGCCAUGCUGUAUAAAAGAGGGGCUCAAUAGAGGGGCAUGGACUGCUUCUGAAGACGAGAUCCUUGUGUCAUACAUCAAGGCUCAUGGAGAAGGCAAUUGGAGGAACCUCCCCAUAAGAGCUGGUUUGAAGCGCUGCGGGAAGAGUUGCCGCCUCCGGUGGCUCAACUAUCUGAGGCCUAACAUUAAGCGGGGGAACAUAUCGGAGGAGGAGGAAAAGCUCAUCAUCAUACUCCAUAAGCUCCUUGGUAACAGAUGGUCUCUAAUUGCAGGAAGACUGCCAGGGCGAACUGAUAAUGAAAUCAAGAACUACUGGAACACAACACUACGCAAGAAGGUGCAUGGCCAGCCAACUCAAAAAUCCGAGCAAACCAAUUCCAUGCCUGAGGCACCAUUAACGAACCCAAAUGCCACAACCAGUGAACCUGUGGUGCGAACCAAGGCCAGGAGGUGCACCAAGGCCUUCUUUCUUCAUGACCAAUGCUUGCCAUCUCCUCCCAACAACCAACAACCUCUUGAACUGGCAACCAAGGAGUCUAAAAGUUCCGUUGAUACUCCUCAGAGCUAUGACUCUCUUAACGAUCAUUUGAACGAUGGUUUCUUCCAUGCUAUAGGUGAGGGAAAUCAGAGUGGUGGAAGCACAAUGCAAGAAGGAGAUAACAUCAGCUGGACCAUGUCUUUCGAUGAUGCACACUUGUUCGAUGGAUCAACACUAAUGGAUUGGACAGGGAUGGAUUGCUUUGAGCCCAACUUCAUCACAUCUCACCUCAUGUCUUCAGAUCCUUUUCUUGAUUCAGAAGAGGAAUGGUUUCAAUGGACCUAGAGAGAGAGAGAGAAGGGGGUGGGAGCUUCUGUGUUAGAAAGGUCAGUGCAAGGGGUCUAAUAAGCUAUCAAAUUUUGUUUCUGACCAUACAAAUAAAAUCUUUUAUGGAGA
Molecule: messenger RNA, 991 nt
Organism: Phoenix dactylifera (date palm)
Lineage: Eukaryota; Viridiplantae; Streptophyta; Magnoliopsida; Arecales; Arecaceae
Product: transcription factor MYB1-like
Source: RefSeq, a predicted model, not a curated record